AUGCCAGCCGUCUUCCACAGCGUCUGCCACGUGAUCCAACGCCAUUAUACGGUGCACCCGACGACCAAGUCGGCCGCCGAAACCAGCGCCGAGCGGUACCUCUUUUGCCUCCCGGCGCUGCGAACGCCCGACACCUUCUACGUCUCGCACUGCGUGCGCUUUAGCCGCUGGCACAUCUUCGUCGCGGCCUUUCUCUCGCAGUUUUGCCUCGGCUCGCUUUACGCCUGGUCGGUCUACAAUGCGUACAUUGACGACUACAUCGUUGGCGACCCGACAGCCGGCCGCGCCGUCCUCGCCUUCUACAUUGCGAGCGGCUGCUUUGGCGUCUCGGCGGCGAUCCUCGGUCCGUGGCUCGAGCGCGUUGGGCCGCGCUACGCGAUCACAUUCGCAACGACGCUCUUUCUAUUGGGCCAUCUCGGAACGGGCCUAGCGAUCGCGAUAAAAAGCAUGGUCGGCGUCUAUCUCUCGUACGGUGUUGUCGCUGGCACGGGCAUGGGUCUUUGCUACAGCUCCCCGAUUGCCACGCUCCAAAAAUGGUUUCCCGACUUGCGCGGGACUGCGUCCGGGUUUGCGGUGUGUGGCUUUGGCGCAGGGCCCGUCUUGUGGGCCGUGGCGUUCCCGUACCCGCUUCAAGCCCUCCAGGUCCCGCUGUACCUCUCGUUUCCCGCCUUUGGACUCGCCAUGAGUCUCGUGUUGUAUUUUUGCGCCAUGGUCAUGCGCAACCCGCCGUCGGGGUUUAUCGCCCAUGGCAAGGACAUGCACGGUAUCAACCACGAGCGCGUCAACCUGCUCGCCCACGGCCAAACAAUCGGAACCACGGACGACGACCGUAACGGCUCGCUCAAGAGCCGCCGGCCGCGCCAGGACGAGUGCGGCCACGUGAUUCUCUUUGUGCCCGAGGACCUCGCGAGCAUUCCGGUCGCCGAAGACGAUCUCAACCGGACGCCGAUCGUCGAGGGCGAGCCGCACCCGCAUGAGUAUUACCGCGAGUGCGACCUGGACGACGCCGAGCUCUUUUACUUUCAGCGCGUCAAGCAGCUCUCGCUCGUGCAGUGUCUCUUCUCGCCCGACUUUGUGUUUCUCUGGUGCAUGUUUCUCUUCGCCUCUGUAUUUGGCCUCGUCCUGCUGUCGCGGCUAAAAGACACGGACUUGCGCGUCUUUAGCGGUAACGCCACCGCGCCGACGACCGCCGACGUCGACCGCGCCGAGCUCAUGGUGAGCUACAACGGCAUCUUCAACUUUGCCGGUCGGCUCUUGUGGCCGAUGGCGUCCGACGUCGUCAUUCGUCUCGGCGGCCUCAACCCGGCCACGGGGCGCAAACUCAUCUUUGGCGUCAACCUCUGCGUCCAGCUCCUCGUGGCGCUUCUUCUGCGAAGCGCGCUGCGCACGAAAGACCACGUGGCGUUUCAAGCGCUGGUCUGGACACUUACCUUUGUCUACGGCGGCGGCUUUGGCACGAUCCCGUGCUUCCUCUGUGACAUGUUUGGCGCCUUCAACAUCGGCGCGCUCCAUGGUAUUAUCCUCACGUGCUGGUCCAUCGCCGGCGUCGGCGGCGGCCUCGGGUUCUCGAGCCUCUUUGACGCCGCCGAAAUCCACCACUCGAUCCUCAGUGCGUACGAAACCGCGCUGCCAAUGUUUGCAAUCGGUGCCGGCGUUGGCCUUCUAUCGCUGCUUCUCGUUCGCACGAAUCCCGUCGAUCGGUUCGCGCCUGGGUACCAAUACAGCGUCGGCCGCUCGAUCUUGUGCAGCUUUAAGCCCAAGGGCUGGCAGUUUCAGCACAUGUAA
Molecule: messenger RNA, 1785 nt
Organism: Saprolegnia parasitica CBS 223.65
Lineage: Eukaryota; Oomycota; Saprolegniomycetes; Saprolegniales; Saprolegniaceae
Exons: 3
Coding region: 1-1785 (594 amino acids)
Biological process (GO): transmembrane transport
Molecular function (GO): transmembrane transporter activity
Source: RefSeq, a predicted model, not a curated record